Molecule: messenger RNA, 6232 nt
Organism: Oryctolagus cuniculus (rabbit)
Lineage: Eukaryota; Metazoa; Chordata; Mammalia; Lagomorpha; Leporidae
Gene: CRB2
Product: crumbs cell polarity complex component 2
Biological process (GO): Notch signaling pathway; establishment or maintenance of epithelial cell apical/basal polarity; heterophilic cell-cell adhesion
Cellular component (GO): plasma membrane; protein-containing complex
Molecular function (GO): Notch binding; calcium ion binding
Source: RefSeq, a predicted model, not a curated record
CAUUAGUGCUGGUUGGAGGGAGAGGGGGGAGAGGAGCCGCUGGGCGGCUGUUCCCACAGCGGCGAGCAGAGCGGGGCUGCCAUGGCGCUGGCCAGGCCUGGGGCCCGGGACCCCAGGCCCAUGGUCUCUCUCCUGCUGCUGCUGCUGCCCUGGGCCCCUGCCUUUGGCUUCCUGGCUGGGACAGCGCCCUCAGAGACCCAGAGCGCCUGUGCCUCAGACCCAUGCGCCCCAGGAACCGAGUGCCAGGCCACGGACAGCGGCGGCUACACCUGUGGGCCCGCAGAGCCCCGGGGCUGUGCCAGCCAGCCCUGCCACCACGGCGCUCUGUGUGUGCCCCACGGUCCAGAUCCUCACGGCUUCCGCUGCUACUGCGUGCCUGGCUUCCAGGGCCCGCAAUGCGAGCUGGACAUUGACGAGUGUGCAUCCCAGCCCUGCCACCACGGGGCCACCUGCCGCAACCUGGCCGACCGCUUCCAGUGCCACUGCCCCCUGGGCUAUGCAGGCGUGACCUGCGAGGCCGAGGUGGACGAGUGCGCCUCGGCGCCCUGUCUGCACGGGGGCUCGUGCCUGGACGGCGUGGGCUCCUACCGCUGCGCGUGCACGCCGGGCUACGGGGGUGCCCGCUGCCAGCUGGACCUCGACGAGUGCCAGAGUCAGCCGUGCGCACACGGGGGCGCGUGCCACGACCUGGUCAACGGGUUCCGGUGCGACUGCGCGGGCACGGGCUACGAGGGCGCGCGCUGCGAGCAGGAGGUGCUGGAGUGCGCGUCGGCGCCCUGCGCGAACAACGCGUCCUGCCUCGAGGGCCUCGGGAACUUCCGCUGCCUCUGCUGGCCAGGCUACAGCGGCGAGCGGUGCGAGGUGGACGAGGACGAGUGUGCCGCGGCCCCCUGCCAGCACGGCGGCCGGUGCCUGCAGCGCUCCGACCCGGCCCUCUACGGGGGCGCCCAGGCCGCCUUCCCCGGGGCCUUCAGCUUCCGCCACGCCGCGGGCUUCCUGUGCCACUGCCCUCCCGGCUUUGCGGGGGCCGACUGCAGCGUGGACAUGGAUGAGUGUGCGUCGCGACCCUGCCUCCACGGGGGCCGCUGUCAGGACCUGCCCAGUGGCUUCCGGUGCCACUGCCCGGAUGGCUUCGCAGGCGUCACGUGUGAGGAGGACGUGGACGAGUGCCUGUCGGAGCCCUGCCUCCACGGCGGACGCUGCGAGGACGCGGUGGCGGGCUACAGCUGCUGGUGCCCGGAGGCCUGGGGCGGGCCUGACUGCGCCGUGCGGCUCACUGGCUGCCGGGGCCACACCUGCCCGCCGGCCGCCACCUGCGUCCCUUCCUUCGAGUCUGGGGUCCACAGCUUUGUGUGCCGCUGCCCCCCUGGGACUCACGGACCUGCGUGUGACCAGAAUACCACCUUCUCCGUGGUGGCCGGGAGCCCCGUGCGUGCCGCAGUGCCGGCCGGUGGCCCCCCAGGGCUGGCACUGAGGUUUCGCACCACGCUGCCAGCUGGGGUCUUGGCCACUCGCACCGACACCCAGGACAGCCUGGAGCUGGCGCUGCAGGGGGCGACCCUGCGGGCCACACUCUGGCGCCACGGCACCUCUGCGCUCGUUUUGAGACUGCCGGAUCUCGCCCUGAACGACGGCCGCUGGCACCCGGUGGAGGUGGCGCCCCGCCCGGGGAGCCUGGAGCUGCGCCUGUGGCAUGAGGGCUGCCCCGCCCGGCUCUGUGUGGCCUCCGGCCCCGUGGCCCUGCCCCCUACGGCUUCCGUGGCCCCAGUGCCUGAGGGCCCCUGCUCGGUCCAGCUGGGCGGCGCCGUCUUUGCGGGCUGCCUCCAGGACGUGCACGUGGACGGGCGCCUCCUGCCGCCGGAGGCGCUGGCCGGAAACGUGCUCGUGGGGUGCGCGCGCCGAGAGCAGUGCCAGCCUCUGCCCUGUGCCCACGGAGGGGCCUGUGUGGACCUGUGGACCCACUUCCGCUGCGAUUGCCCCCGGCCUCACAGCGGCCCCACGUGCGCAGAUGAAGUUCCUGCUGCCACCUUUGGCUUGGCGGGCACCCCGAGCUCGGCCUCCUUCCUGCUGCCCGAGCCCCCGGGCCCCAACCUCACCGUGUCCUUCCUCCUCCGCACGCGGGAGCCGGCUGGCUUGCUGCUGCAGUUCGCCAAUGACUCAGCCACCAGCCUGACCGUGUUCCUGAGCGAGGGCCGGAUCCGGGCCGAGGUGCCAGGCGGUCCUCCCGUGGUGCUCCCCGGACGCUGGGACGACGGGCAGCGCCGUCUGGCGACGCUCAGCUUCGGACCCGACCAGCUGCAGGGCCUAGGGCGGCAGGUGCACGUGGGCGGGAGGCUCCUGCCUGCCGACGCCCAGGCCUGGGGCGGCCGCUUCCGAGGCUGCCUGCAGGACCUGCGGCUCAACGACCUCCGCCUCCCCUUCUUUCCCCCGCGCUUGGAGAACUCGAGUCGGCCUGGGGAGCUGGACGGCCGGCAGGCCCGGAACCUCACGGUGGGCUGCGUCUCCGAGGACGUGUGCAGCCCCAACCCCUGUUUCAAUGGUGGGACUUGCCUUGUCACCUGGAAUGACUUCCAGUGUACCUGUCCUGACAACUUCACAGGGCCCACCUGUGCCCAGCAGCUGUGGUGCCCUGGCCAGCCCUGCCUCCCCCCUGCCACCUGUGAGGAGGUUCCCGAUGGCUUUGUCUGUGUGGCCGAGGCCACGUUCCGCGAGGGCCCCCCGGCAGAGUUCAGCGGGCGCAACGUGUCCUCGGGGCGCGCGCUCAGCGGCCUCUCGCUCGCCUUCCGCACGCGCGACACGGAGGCCGGUUUGCUGCGCGCCGCUGCGGGCGCCCACGCCGCCACCGUCUGGCUGGAGGUGCGCAACGGAUCCCUGGCGGCCGGCGUGCGCAGUGGCCCGGGCCUGCCCGGCGCCGUGCUGCCCGCGCCCGGGCCGCAUGUGGCCGACGGCGCCUGGCACCGGGUGCGCCUGGCCAUGGAACGGCCCGCGGCCGCCGCCUCGCGCUGGCUGCUCUGGUGGGACGGCGCGGCGACGCCCCUGCUCCUGCACGGCCUGGCCGGCGACCUGGGCUUCCUGCGGGGCCCCGGCGGCGCGCGCCUGCUGCUGGCGGACAACUUCACCGGCUGUUUGGGCCGCGUGGCGCUCGGCGGCCUCCCGCUGCCUCUGGCGAGGCCGCGGCCCGGCGUGGGCCCAGGAGCCCGGGAGCACUUCGCGGCCUGGCCCGGGACACCCGGCCCGAGCCCCGGCUGCCGCAGCGCGCCCGUGUGCGAGCCCUCGCCCUGCCUGCACGGCGGCGCCUGCCGAGACCUCUUCGACGCCUUCGCCUGCGCCUGCGGCCCCGGCUGGGAGGGCCCACGCUGCGAGGCCCGGGCCGACCCGUGUCACUCGGCGCCCUGCGCCCGUGGCCGCUGUCACGCACGCCCCGACGGCCGCUUCGAGUGCCGCUGCCCGCCCGGGUUCGCGGGCCCGCGCUGCAGCGUGCCUGUGCUGGCCGAGGGCUGCAGCCUGAACAUCACCUGCCUCGACGGUGGCCCCUGUGAGGCUGGGCCCCAGGCCACCAACUGCAGCUGCCCCGAGGACUUGGCUGGCCCCAGGUGCCGGGUGCCUGUCCUCCCGUGCGACGCCAACCCGUGCCUGAACGGGGGCACGUGCCAGGCGGCUGGCGGGGCAUCCGAAUGUAUCUGCAGCGCCGGCUUCUCCGGCCGCUUCUGUGAGGUGGCGAAGGGCCUGCCCCUGCCGCUCCCGUUCCCGCUGCUGGAGGUGGUGGUGCCUGCGGCCUGUGCCUGCCUCCUCCUCCUCCUCCUGGGCCUCCUCUCGGGGAUCCUGGCCGCCAGAAAGCGGCGCCAGUCAGAGGGCACCUACAGCCCGAGCCAGCAGGAGGUGGCCGGGGCCCGGCUGGAGAUGGACAGCGUCCUCAAGGUGCCGCCCGAGGAGAGACUCAUCUAGGCUGGCCCGGCUACACGGAGGGCCUGCAGCAUUUCUACCCCGGGACACCUGCUGGGGACGGCCCCCCUCGGCUGGCAGCCCCUGCCCCUUCCCGCCGUGGGCCGGGGAAAAGGAGUAACUCAGGGAAGCGGAGAGGGGCCUGGCGGGGUUGUGGAGGUCUUCCUCUGACCGCCGGGUCUGCCGGGGCAGGUGCAGGAUGCGCGUGGGAGGGCACGCAUGUGUGUGUGUGCACGUGUGUGCCAGGCUCCUUCUCGUGCUGUAUGUGAAUGUGACAGUGCAGCAGGUGCACGUGUGACAACCUUUACAGCUUCCGGGAGGCCAGGCCAGGGCUCCCCCAGGCACCAGGGCUCCCACCCCUGGGUCUUCUCCCCUGGCUGGGGCCGCCCCUGCCCCAGAGGCAGCUGGGAAAUUGGGGCAGGCCAUUCCUGGAGCUGUGCGGGUUCCUGGCUGGUGAACGCAGUUCCUUUACUGCCCGGGCCCUGGGCCACACACACGCGGGGGCCACACACACGCGGGGGCCACAGCCCGCCCUGCCCCACAGAGGAGGGCUGCCCGGAGCUUUCCCGCCCGCUGUGGGCCCCUGCCUACCUCACAGUGUCCUUGUCCUUUGUGGCGUCUUCCCUGGAGAGGGUGGAUAAGGGGCCUUCCUGGGGCCUGACAAGGAGGCUAGCGCAGGCGAGGAGGUGACAGCCUUCCCACCACCAGCCCCCGACUCACCUGGGCACUGUCCAGGCGCCCAGUGCACGGCCGUGGGGGGACUUGGGGAGAGGAGCAGAGGACGCCUUGCUGAGCCCAGGUGCCCUGUGUGGACUGGGCCUGCAGAGCACGGCCAGGGCCGGCACGGAGACCUUGGGCCCCAGAGGACCCCUGCCUGCUGACCUGGCCUUCAAGGAGUCCUCCUGUCCCCGGCCUGUGUCCCAGGCCAGUGCCUCCCGUGACCGCGGGCUCCAUGUGCUGAGGCCAGGAGAGUUCUUUACUCUUUGAAAGGAAGGCCAGUCCUCCCUGGCUCCCAGAAUGCACAGGGUUGGGGGGGGCUGAAGGCCACCCUGAGAGGCUCUGCAUCCCUGGGGCAGGGGCCGCACCUGGGACCAACACGCUGCUUCCUUGGGAUUGUGGGGGUCAGGGAUUUGGCAUACGUGGGGUCUCCAGAAAGCUCAUGAGGGACCGGUAUUAGGAGAAACCUGUGCGUGGAUUUCAGACUUCAUUUUUGCACCAAAAAGCAGCUGGUCUUUUGGUGCUGUUUUCCCUGACCGCUCGGAAGCACCCUCCUGUCGCUAAGAGCUGGUUGCUUUCUAGCGGGGGGGGGGUGGGGGGUGGAAGGGGGGCCAGAUUGGGGGUGUGGUGGCCUCUGUGGAUGGACAGAUCUCAAAGACAGGGAGGCCAAGGCUCUGUGCUGGCCAGUGGGAGCUCUGUGGGGCGACUCUCCAGGUGUCCACUUGACCUUGUUCUUUGCUGGGGCCCUGGGGGAUCGCAACAGUGUGGUCCCAGCAGGUGUCAGCAACCCAUCCCUCCUGUCCUAGGGGGUGAGCUGGCUUAGAGCCCUGAGUGGGCGUGGACUUGGGGGCCGGCCGGGGGCUGGCCCUUCCCUAAGUGCCUUGCCCUUGGCCUCCUUGGUGAGGCCGGCUGAGGCCUACCCGGGGCCUCCCUUCCCCAAGGACACAGGUCUCACUGAACAUGCAGGGGUCAAUGCAGCGAGUGAAGAGGCAGCCGUGAUCUUGUGAAUGUGGGGCACCUGCUCCCCAGACAGCCAGGGGACUGUGGGGUGCACUCUGCUGCUCUGGGGCCCCUCCAGUCUCUGCCCCACAGGGGGCACUGCCCUGUCCCUAAUGGGGUCUGGGGGGGUGUGCCCCCAAUGGGGAGGGGUGCAGCCGAAAUACCUGAGUAUCAGGGUGGGUGCACAGGGCCCCGGCAGCUGGAGAACACGCUGGAGACCAGGAGGGGUGGCCUGUCCUGUAGGGUCACGGGUGACCAGGGUCGGCGGGGCCUGGCUGGCCCGCUGCACCAGCAACCGGACACACAGCAGCUCCCUGGGGUCAAGGGGACCUAAGGGACCCCCGGUCCCCGUCAGACGCCCCUGGGGAGAUGGGUCUGACCACUGACGAAUAGGAAAUGAGAAAUCAGGUCAAAAUGCUCCCAAUUUCCUGCACGUCUCAGAUGUUGUUUUCUUACGUGGUUGGGCCGUAUUGUAACCUGGUUUAUUGAAAGGAGUCCGUUUCAAGAUUCAUCAAAUCAAUAAAGCGAAGAGGAAAAGAAAGAUGAAAGAAACAAUAACAACAUUUCAAUUUAA